Meloidogyne enterolobii is the source of this 1923-nucleotide messenger RNA. Lineage: Eukaryota; Metazoa; Nematoda; Chromadorea; Rhabditida; Meloidogynidae. The record is from the annotation of a GenBank genome assembly.
AUGGAAAGGGAAAUUGCUCGAAGGGCUAGGGAACGUGCUGAACAGGAAAGACUGGAAAUGUUGAGGAAGGAAAAGGAACGAAUUGAACAAGAACAAAUGGAAGCUGAAAAAAGGGAGAGGGAACGAUUGGAACAGGAAAGGAGAGAAAGGGAAAUGAUUGAAGCCGCUAUACUUGCUCGCGAACGUAGAGACCAAGAACGUCGAGAAGAGAGAGAUAGAGAACGCCAACGCCAAGAGGAGGAACGACUUGAACAAGAGCGGAGACAACGGGAACGUGUAGAGGCUCAACAGCGUGAAAGAGAAAGGCAAAUGCAGGAGCAACAAGAACGCGAUCGGCUAGCACAACUAGAAGCUCAGGCAGCUGAACGGCGAGCACAUCGAGCACUAGAGGAGCAUCAACAACGUGAACGCUUAGAAAUUGAACGACGCGCAGAAGAAUUGAAAGAGUUUGAGAGAUUAGAACAAGAAAAGAGGGAACGUGAAAGAGCAGCAGAAGAAUUAAGACUUGCAGAAUUACGAGAUCAAGAACAGAGAAUGGCGGCUGAACGAGAGAGGGAAAGACGAGAAGCUCAAGAGCGCGAAGAGAGAAGACAAAGAGAAGGUUGGCGUAGCCGGGAGAUGCUUGAACAACUUGCACGUGAGAGAGAUGAGAAGGCUGCUUGGGAAGCGGAGAGGAGACGAUUAUUGGAGGAACAUGAAAUACAAGAACGUAAACGACAGGGACUAACAUCCAAAGAAACUUUGGAGAGAUUGACACGUAAACCUUACUAUUCACGUGAAAAUUUGGCUGAUUAUCCUGAUUUGACUACUAAGGUUGAACGCCAAGUCAUUGAACGUGUUGAUCGAACUCUUUGGACAGACACGACAGAUACACGUCCAGCUUCCCAUAAUGGACUAACCCCUCUCUAUUAUGGCGGUCCAGGCAGCAAUGGAAUGCCUCCACCUCUUUAUGGGGGAGAUUUGGGUGGCCAACAACUUCCUCCUACAGAGGGGGAAGAAUAUACGGGUGGUGGAGGAAGGGAGCCUUCUCGUUUAUAUCAAUCUAGAGCAGAUGAACAAGAUUGGCUAAGACGUGGGGCAUCUAGUAGAACGAGUAAAUAUAGGCAAAGAAUGGAAAGGGCGAGGAAAGAAUUUAUCACUGGGACACCAAGUGAAUAUCCUCCUUCAAGUUAUGACCCAUUGCUAGACCGUUAUCGAAAAUCUACUGAAGAUUUACUUUAUGGCCGUCGACCCCCUUCAGAAUAUCGAGGUCCUUUACUUCAACGUUUCAACAGCGGAGAGUUUUCCCAUCCUCCUGAACCAACUAUUGGACUUGCAAGUGGUUUGGGUCGAAGUCCUUAUGAGCAGGAGGAUUUUCAUCGUUCAAAGUCUGUAUUAGACUCCUACAGUCCUACCUCUCGAGAGCGUCUAAGCCGAAGGGAAUAUACCGAACAAGAAUCAACACAUACACGAAGCAAAUCUGCCGAUUAUUUGAUGGAUCCGAGACGUCCAAGAGAAGAACCAACAAUCCCCGAAAAUGAUUUACAAAAAGGAUUACUUGGCGAACACGAAUUACGUUUUCGAAAAUCGACAGAAAGAAUGCAAGUACCUGAUUGGUAUAGAGAUUAUUAUAGACAACAACAGCCUCCAGGUUAUGGUCCUCCUUCAGCUACUACAAGUGGAGUAUUUUCUGCUGGGACAGCACCGACUGUUUCUACUGGAGUGGGAAUUUUUUAGAUUUAAUUUUCAAUUAAUUCAUUUAUCGAAAAAUUGGGGGAAAUAAUUAAAGUAUGUAGUACCCAUCUUUUCGAGAGAAGUGUAUGAAAUUAAUUUUAACCUUAGAAAUAAAAUUAAAAAUAUCUAACAAUUCUCAUUUUACAGUACCCCUCUUUUUGAGUUUCCCUUUCUUUUCGAACAAAUACUUAAGGAAAGCCAGUUCAGUGC